Molecule: messenger RNA, 1001 nt
Organism: Coccinella septempunctata (seven-spotted ladybird)
Lineage: Eukaryota; Metazoa; Arthropoda; Insecta; Coleoptera; Coccinellidae
Product: trypsin-like
Exons: 2
Coding region: 126-998 (290 amino acids)
Biological process (GO): proteolysis
Molecular function (GO): serine-type endopeptidase activity
Source: RefSeq, a predicted model, not a curated record
GUUCAGCCCCAAGAAUCGAUGGAAAUGAAGAAACAGGAGUCAAUAACUCAACGACUAAAAAAACAACAACUAUCGAAGGGACCGUUGCAGAACAAACAACGUCAAAGACAAUCAAAACCAGAGGGAUGAUACUGGAUGAAUUAAGAAACCGCACAACUGUCGUGGAUAUCAAGAACCACCCUUAUAUUGUUUCCAUCCAGAAGGAGAUGAUCCAUUCCUGUUGCGGUACCAUCAUCAGCAGCUCCUGGAUCAUGACGACUUCGCGUUGCUUAACACAACCAGGCUCCGAUGUGCAACUAGUAGACACCACCAAAAUCGCUGUAGUAGCUGGACAAUCCCAACUCGGCCUCGGCAAAAUGCAGUUGAGGAGAGCCAAGAAUCUGUUCCUUCACAACCGGUUCGUCAAGAAGAUGUUACUAAACGACAUCGGCAUGAUAAAUUUGUACGAACCCUUCGAACUCAACGAUUAUGUUAACGUGGUUCUCUUAGCAUCUUCAAUCAGUAAACCCUAUAAGUUCUUCAGUUCUUGUUACGUGAUAUCUUGGACUGUGUACAGGAAAGACUUCCUCAGCUUUGACAAGUUGAGGGCUGAAGAUGAGAAGACCAAGAAGUUGUUCAAAGUGCCUGAACUGCAGCAGAUUGACCUACCAACCAUAACUUAUGAGGAAUGUUGUGAUCGUAUUGAAGCAAAGGACUUCAUCACCAGAAAUCAAAUAUGUACGGAAUACGGAACUUUGAAAAAUAUAUCUUGCCCUGCAGACGCAGGCAGCCCCUUGAUAUGCGGUGAGAGGCAGUAUGGGAUAUUUUCAUGGGGUAUUGGUUGUGAAGAUGAUGAUUAUCCUGGAGUUUUUACCAAGGUAUCUUCGUUCAGAAAAUGGAUCAAUAACAUCGAAAUGGACCCAAAUGUUUACAUUUUUAGAAAUAAGGGUGUUUUAGGGAUUCGCUUGAAACAUUCGAUAAUUAUCCUCGUAGAAAUGUUCAUUUUCAUAAUGAAAUAAAUG